AUGAAUGACCCGAACAACCCCAACAACAAGAACAACAACAAGAACAACCAAGAUGAUAGAGGUGACAAGCUGGGAAAAAGAUCAGUUCCUGCUGAUUUGGAUGGACCCUCACAGCCACAGAAAAAGUUCAGAUUUCUACCUACUCAUCUUGGUUUUGAUGUUGAUGUCAAUCAAGAGAUAUACUCAGGCCAUCAGCUCGGAUCAAAUUUCACACAAGACAUGCAAAUGGCGUCAAGCUUUAGAAAAAUCAAUCCCACAAGCAAUAUAAGUAAUUUGAUUCAUGGUUGGGGUAGUUCUCCAACAAAUGUGUCACAAAGUGGGUAUAGAUUUUAUCAAAUUCCAAUAUCAGAGCCUAAAUCUGAAAAUCCAAGAAAUGAUGAUCUUGUUGAAUCAAGAAGACAAGGGAAGAAGCAAGGUUCCAAGGAUAACAGUUGUGAAAAACAAAGUUGCUUGAGUCUAUACUGUGAAUGUUUUGCAAGCCAACUAUAUUGUCUAAAUUGUGAAUGCUCAAACUGUGAAAAUACUGUUGACAAUGAACAUGAGGUAGCUGCUCUCCACAAGGAGUUGCUGGAAAAAAAUCCAAUUGUAUUUGAUUCCAAGAAUUUUGCAGAGCAACAUAAGAAAGGAUGCACUUGCAAGAACUCCUGUAUUAUAGUUUCUUCAGAAGUGAAGACUCAAGCAGAACAGGAUAAUAUGCAAGUAGAUGUGCCGGUGAACAAUUCAUAUCAUCCUCCUAUCAACAGUGGACAAGGUUAUGAUAUUAGGAUGAUGCAAGGUUUACAGGGACACUCAAAUUUCCAUGAUUCCCAGUUCAACAACAACAAUAGCUGGAGAAGUUUCACAUUGAUGAAUGAGAGCAUUGAAACAAACUAUGGUACACUGCCAGUGGAAUUGCAUGCUAUUGCAACUCUGAACGCUCAGCCAUUCACUCCGUAUGCAGAAAACGUACCCAAUUUGUAA
Molecule: messenger RNA, 960 nt
Organism: Dioscorea cayenensis subsp. rotundata (Guinea yam)
Lineage: Eukaryota; Viridiplantae; Streptophyta; Magnoliopsida; Dioscoreales; Dioscoreaceae
Product: protein tesmin/TSO1-like CXC 4
Exons: 7
Coding region: 1-960 (319 amino acids)
Biological process (GO): regulation of DNA-templated transcription
Cellular component (GO): nucleus
Source: RefSeq, a predicted model, not a curated record